Messenger RNA from Cordyceps fumosorosea ARSEF 2679, 1092 nucleotides. RefSeq lists its product as hypothetical. Bases 1 to 1092 code for a protein of 363 amino acids. The record is from RefSeq and is a predicted model, not a curated record. The transcript is spliced from 2 exons. Lineage: Eukaryota; Fungi; Ascomycota; Sordariomycetes; Hypocreales; Cordycipitaceae.
AUGAGCCACUACUCGUACGACGAGGAUGACCUCGAUGUCCACAUCCGCCGGCGCCACUCGCCGGAGCCUGUGCGAUAUGUCAGCACUGCGCCGCGACAAUACUACCCGCCGUCGUACCUUGUACCCGAUCAAGGUAUGCGUGUUGUUGCGCGUAGCCGCUCUCGCGAGCGAAACAGCCCGCCCCAACCCGCGGGCCCUGUCAUUAUUCAGAACAAAAUCUACAAUGACAUGUCUUCUGACGAUGAGUACGAGCCAUCCCGUCGACGGCGGCCUCGUCGCCGCAGCUCAUACUCGCGCUCGCGCUCGCGCUCAAGAAACCGUUACAUGACCAAGGAAGACUGGCAACUCGAACUGGACCGCCGGGAAAUAGAGAGAGUUCGUAUUGAGCAAGCCAAGGAGAAAGAACAUCGCCGAGCCAGCAAGGAACGCCAGGGCGACGAGGACCUGCGCCGAGCAAAGGAAGAGCUAGACAUGAUCAAGCGCCGAGAGGCACAGGCCGAAGAAGAGAAACGCAUCAAGCGUGAGAUUGAACUCCAGCGCCUGCGCGAUGAGGAGCGCGCUGCCGCAGAGAAGCAGAUGCGAGACAAGGAGGCCAAGGCUGCCGUGGAUAAGUACAAGAAGGAAGAGGCGGAGCGAAGAGAAAAACAAGAAAUGGAAAAAAAAGCUGCCGAAAAGGAGUACCAGAGGCGUCUGCAGGAGCAGCUCCUCGCAUCCGGACUAGACGAAGAGGCCAUCAACGCUAUCAUCAAAAAGCAGAAAAUCCCAGAAUCCAAGAAUGAGCGCGCGACGUACACCCGGAUGCCGCGCAAGCAUCUGUCAAUUGAGACUCUGCGAACCUUCAAGGUCGAAUACGACCUCGACACUGCUGAUCCUGCUGGGUUUGUCAUCAUUAAGCGACCGGUCCCGGAGUGGGAGCAAGACCACUUCUGGAAACAUACCAAGUAUAUCCGCGAGAAGCGCCUGAUUAUCGAAGAUAAGCGACACCACCACCGCCACAAGAGCGAUAUAGAGCUUGUCGUUCGCAAGAAGGAGCGUAAGAGGAGCAAGUCGCCUUCACCACUUAUGAUGUGGGUUGCAGGAGGUCGACCAUGA